Molecule: messenger RNA, 2802 nt
Organism: Venturia canescens
Lineage: Eukaryota; Metazoa; Arthropoda; Insecta; Hymenoptera; Ichneumonidae
Exons: 4
Coding region: 368-1249 (293 amino acids)
Source: RefSeq, a predicted model, not a curated record
UCCAACGCGUCUCUUCCCGAUCCACAGUUGACUUCGAGACAUCACGGUCGCAUCAUGACGAUAUAAUCGUGCGAUCGUUUCUCAUUUUUGUUCCAAUUUAUGAAAAUGGUCGUCCCAUAGGGGGCCUAAAAAUGUUUAACUAGCGCGUAUGGUAGCGUAGGAAAACCUACAAUUGUGCUUUAAAAAAAUAUAUAUAUUUAUACAACCAACAGACAUUCUAUUCGAAUUAUUGAAUUGUGAUUGAUAAAAUUACUAAAAAUCUUCCCCUGCCCCUUCCGGCCCUUCCACCCUUUUCGGCUCAACCAAGUUUUUUUUUCUUGCUUCAUAUCGUGUCGAUGUCUACAAUGAAUUUCCCAUCGACGGAAAGAUGCAGAAACCACUGAGAGAGUUGAGCAGGCUGUGCCUUGGUACGUCCUCGAUAAACAAUAACAGCAAUAGCCAGAGCAAUAAUAUAAACGGAAAUGGAGGUGUGAAUCAACCAAGCAACGUGAUUGUGGUUUCGGCAGAGAUCGUCGCCAGCGAGCCACGAAGUGGACUUCCAUUAUUACAGGUAUGGCCCAGCGAUUCCCCAAGAGGCGAGGCCGAUGGUCAGGCUUUCAUAUUUCCGGACAUUCAAGACAGCGUGAAUGACAGUGGGAUCGAGUCUAUUCAGGCUUCCCCUUCGCCCUGUGGUGCUACAUGCAGCAUAAGUCCUGCGACAAGUCCGCAACAAUCUCGGCGGCCGAGUCUUUUGCAUCCGGACCAUGCACGACUUCAUCUCCACCAUCUUCAUUACAACCAUCAUGGCCACUCCGGUACACGUACUCCACCUUCACCCGAUCGCAACUCCAUUGACGAAGAAGCACCACCUGCGCCACCUAGCCCUUCAAGCUCAACUACUAGUAGUUUGCGAUCGAUGCCCAGUUCUACCAUGGCUUCGUUACACUCGUCUCAGGAUAGGCGAAGGAGCAGCAGGUACAGUGUAUUCGACUCUCUGGAUCUAGAAUACGCGCUUUUACGAGCAGCUGCUCGUGGCUCCGUUGGACCAUACUCCCUUUCGGAAUCACUACACAAACUCACCUUCACCCAGAGUCUCGCUUUCCCGGCUCUGGCGCGUGGUCUGGCCUCCAAACAAAGUGUACCAGCGAGACGACCUCAACAACACUCGGAAUCUGGUCUCAAUGCAUUCGCCAAAGUUGUCACAGCUCUUGUUCUGAUGCUCGUCAGUGUUCUUGUUUUUGGGGUUGUUUACAAAUUUGUAAGGACGUGAGGAUGGCUUCUGGUGUCUGGUAGCUACGGAGAAUCUUUAGAUGACUCAAGAAAUCACGAAUCCUUUCCUCGUGGCUCGGACACCAGUGGCAUUUUUAAUUUCAACACUAAUUAAAUUAAUAAACUUCAGGAAGCAUGUACACAUAGGAGAAUUGAAAAGAGUUUUCCUGAAAUUUUAUUUUUUGAGGAACGGUUGGUCGUAUGCAAACCAUAUCAAAUAGAACCGUCCAAACAGAAGUUGGAAAAAUAUAUUGGAACAGAUAAUUGAUCAGUGAUUUUCUAUAGAAUACUUAUGAUACGAUUCUUCACAUUCUUUACAUACUUUGAUAAAAGAUAAAAAAAAAAUUCCUCUGUCACUCGAUUAUCAGUGACAGCAAAUCUAGGUAAAUCGGGACGUUAACUCGAAAAUGUCUAUUUACUUUAUCACACGUAAGAUCAAAAUAACGUUACGAAUAUUCAUGUAUUUCUUUAGUCAUGGAAUAUUUUGAUCCAGAGCCACGAACGAUUCGAAAAACCAAUAACUCUUUUCUAACUCCAUGUUUACGUGCUUCAUUAUUACCCAACUGUUUUUUUCACAGUUGCGGGGGUUUUCCCCCACCAUGAUACUGCAUGUUAUAUCAUUACUAAUUGUAACGACGCAAUAUAAAAGAAUUUGGGGGAAUUUUGACUCGGAGUCCCGAUUCGAAAUAAUUACGGGAAGAAAAAUUUUGACAAGGCAAGUCAAGACGUGCAGCGUAUCUAUACCCAAGAUUUUCAUGUGACUACAUGUCUUGAUCCGUCAACCAGCGGCGAAAUCAUCACCAUAUCGGUCUUAUUCUACAGAACAACCUCGAUGAACGAUUGAACCGGGUGCUUUCCAAAUCAAAUUCAAACCAAUCGAUACGGGUCAUUUAUUUUGUAAAUUUAACUUUCCAAUGAACUAUCAUCGUACAGUGAGCGACGACGAAUGGUGAUCUCAACGACAACAGGAGAGUUACGCCUGAGCAGAUAAAUAUACGAAAACAUUUGGAUAAGAUGUCCUGAUUAUCUAUUCGACACUGAUAGUUCCGCUCUUUUAUACCUAUUAUUUUAGUCAAAUACACGAUUUUGUAGAUACGAUUCUUCGAGACACCAAUUGUAUAAGUGUUUCAUAUGUAUGAGGCAUUCGAAGCCAUCCCAUCAUUCUCGUAACCCUCGUCAGUUUUUUAUUUUUCUAUUUUUAUUUGUAAAACUUUAUAUCUUCCAGAAGAAGUAUCCACUUCAAUUUUAAGAUUUUAAUUACCUUUGUUUUAUGAGUUAUAAUUUCCUGCAAUUGUUGAUUUUGAAAGCGGUAAAAAGUUUAGAUGCCGAUAACUUCUGGAAUAAUUGAAAUUCAAAUAAGUGGUAGUACAUCAAGUUUUUCAAGUUGACGCUGGUUUUUUUAAAAGUAAAUGAACAUGAAAAAGGAACCUGAAACAUUUUUGAUGAAUUUGUGCACUAUAUAUGAGGGAUUCUCUGUCAAGUCGACCACUGUUUUUUCGACCAUCUUAGAUUUACCCCAUAACUGAUUAUAUCAAAAUACUACUAAAAAGCACU